Mycotypha africana is the source of this 372-nucleotide messenger RNA. RefSeq lists its product as uncharacterized. The record is from RefSeq and is a predicted model, not a curated record. The transcript is spliced from 3 exons. NCBI's taxonomy places the organism in Eukaryota, Fungi, Mucoromycota, Mucoromycetes, Mucorales, Mycotyphaceae. Bases 1 to 372 code for a protein of 123 amino acids. Gene Ontology annotation, biological process: rRNA (guanine-N7)-methylation; tRNA methylation; peptidyl-glutamine methylation. Gene Ontology annotation, molecular function: protein heterodimerization activity.
AUGAGACUCAUUACACAUAAUAUGUUGCAAUGCCACGUUAAAAACUGCAACAACAACAAUUUCCCUCUUAAAUUUCAGAAUGUGCAAGUCGAGUUAAUAGAAGCAGAUUUCAAUCCUGAAUUCUUAGCAAACAUGUUGAAUAAAGUUGAAUGGGACGCUUUGUAUUCUACUGCUAUUGAGCUCGGCAUCAAUACCCUUCCUGCACAAAUUCCUGAAAAUGCAGCUGAAAACGAAGAGUUUUUGAAAGCUUUACACAACGUCUUAUUGGAAACACAUGUUCAACAAGGAGAGAUGGUUUGCCCCAACUGUCAACAUAUCUACAGAAUUAAAGACGGUAUUCCCAACAUGCUGUUGGCUGAACAUGAGAUUUAA